Messenger RNA from Puntigrus tetrazona (Sumatra barb), 2398 nucleotides. RefSeq names its product zinc finger matrin-type protein 4-like. Gene Ontology annotation, molecular function: nucleic acid binding; zinc ion binding. Gene Ontology annotation, cellular component: nucleus. The transcript is spliced from 3 exons. Lineage: Eukaryota; Metazoa; Chordata; Actinopteri; Cypriniformes; Cyprinidae. The coding region runs from base 2040 to 2378 and encodes 112 amino acids. The record is from RefSeq and is a predicted model, not a curated record.
GCUGGAGAUGUUGAGAGUUCAAUGAUAGUUCGCAGGAGAAGAUCUUGCAGUAAUGAGUCUUUGUAGGUAAAUCGGAUAGCACACACCUCAGCACACAAAGGCACUGGAGAUACUUGGAGGACUGGAAGGAACUCAGGAGACACUUGGAGAACUAAAAGGAACACAUGAGGUAAGUAAAAAGGUAGGUAAUAUAAGCACAGUGAGUUCUCUUCAUAGGUAUGAGAUCGGACAAAUGCCGAGGGUGAGAUGUGCUUUUAUACUUGGUCUUGAUUGGAUGAGUGGAUUAGUGACAGGUGCAGGUGAUCGUUGUGAUUGGUUGGUGACUGAGUCUGGCCGAUUCAUGACAAUACCCCCUCCUCCACAGUUCGCUCCUGAGGACCCCUGCAUCGUGGUGACCUACUUCUGCCCUGAGGUGCAGGAACAUCGGAUGGUUGCCUAGACCAGGUGGAGACCAGUGGAGGCUGGUAACUGAGUGGGAGGGAGUCAAGUGGAUGGAUGGCGUAAGGAGUUCUGAACCCAGAAACUGGUUCCAGGAAUCCUGGUGGCCAUGGCAGGAGGUUUGUAGGAAACACCCCACCUCUUGUAUCCUUCCUUCUGUUUAUCCAUUUGCCUGAGGGUGAUAUCCAGAGGUGAGGCCAAUGGUCACACUUAGAAGCUUGAAGAAUGCAUUCCAUACUCUGGAGAUAAACUGUAGUCCACGAUCUGAACCAAUGUCUUUGGGAAUGCCGCAGAAUUGGAUAGGUGUAACCAGAGACGAUUCGGCACAGGCAAAGGGAGUAGCUUGCCAGUUAGUAGAUGAGGAGGGCUUUUUGUCUGGGCAUCCCUGAACAAACCUUCCUACAUCCCUUGCCAAAUUUGGCCACCAGCAGAGAGAGGGUUGUGUUCGCCCCUGGGUGGCCAGUGCCUAGAGAGGAGUGAACAGAGUGGAUUAGUAUAGUGGGUUGGGAACAUGGAACGUAUUAUCGCUGACUUAGAGGCGACUGAAGAAGUGGUCCAUUGGAUGGGAGUGACAAUCAUUUCUGAUGGGAUGAUGGGUUCAGGGUCUUUAUCAUUCUCCAUACAAUUGUGAAUCUGUGACAAGGUGUCCGCUUUCACAUUCCUAGGACCUGGACGAUAUGAAAUGGAAAAAUUUAAUCUGGUGAAGGAGAGAGUCUACUUUGACCACAAAAGGAAGAUCAGGAUCAGGAAGAACCAGGAGAGGUGCACUGGUAAAUGCUUUCUUGAGGGUGGUGUAAGCUUUGCCUUGUCCAUUUGACACCAGAAUGGGAGAUGUUGUACUGGAGGAGCUGCACUGUAGGUUGGUGGAAGGUGCAUUUCUAAGCCUUGAGGUAAAGCUGGUGUUCUCUCUGCCUUUGAAGGACCGCCACAAUGUGGUGGCGAUGUUCAGCCAUACUUCGGGAAUAAAUGAGGAUGUCGUCGAUUUAUACAAUGACAAAUCUGUGGAGGAAAUCCCAGAGUACCUCAUGCAUAAAGUCCUGGAACACAGAGGGGGGCAUUGACGAGUCUAUAAGGCAUGACAAGAUCACAAAGGCAGUCUUCCAAUUGUCCCUCCUCACAUAUCCAGAUGAGGUUAUAUGCACUGUCUAGCUUAGUAAAGAUGGAUGCUGGGACAAGGGGAAAGGGAUUCCUUUUUUGAGCAGAACACGUCCCUGAAGGGGGCAUACUAGGUGGGUAUAUCCAUGAAUCUCUUUUCUACUGGACUUUCAAUGAUUGUAGAAUUCACUUGCAGUGGUUUAGAAGAAGAACAUGGAGGGGACGGUAUAUUCGAGAAACAGUCCUUGCCCCACUUAAAGACUUUCAGACAACAGGUAAGAUAAAAUAUGUUUGUUUAUUUACAACACUUUGUAAGCAGAUGUCAGUCAAGCCGGAGAUGUUUCAGGUAAGUUAAGAGUUCAAUGAGAGUUUCAGCGGAGGAGAUCUUGCAGUAAUGAGUCUUUGUAUCUUUGUAGGUAAACCAGAUAGCACACACCUCAGCACACAAAGACACUGGAGAUACUUGGAGGACUGGAAGGAACACAGGAGACACUUGGAGAACUUGGAUGAACACAGGAGAGGUGACACCCAGUCCAGUGAAAACACCCUCCUCAGAAACCUCACCUGUUAGCUCGACCCGUCAGCACCGGGAUUCUGAUCGCUACUGUCAGCUCUGUAAUGCUUGGUUCAACAAUCCUGGAAUGGCUCAGCAACACUACGACGGCAAAAAGCACAAGAAAAAUGCAGCACGAGCAGACCUACUGGAACAACUAGGGAAAACUUUAGACAUGGGAGAGAUGAAAGGUUUAAAACGCUGCUACACAUGCGACGUCUGCAGUGUCACGCUGAAUUCAGUGGCACAGUAUCAUGCACACCUGCAGGGCUCCAAGCACCAAAACAAGUAAGUGUCAACAUGCACCUCAUG